AUGCUCCCGCUUUCCAUCACCCCGCCCCAUUCUCCCGCUUUCCAUCACCCCGCCCCAUUCUCCCGCUUUCCAUCACCCCGCCCCAUUCUCCCUCCUUCCAUCACCCCGCCCCAUUCUCCUGCUUUCCAUCACCCCGUCCCAUUCUCCCUCGUUCCAUCACCCCGCCCCAUUCUCCCGCUUUUCAUCAGCCCGCCCCAUUCUCCCGCUUCCCAUAACCCCACCCCCUUCUCCCGCUUUCGAUCACCCCGCCACAUUCUCCCGCUUUCUAUCACCCCGCCCCAUUCUCCCUCCUUCCAUCACCCCGCCCCAUUCUCCUGCUUUCCAUCACCCCGCCCCAUUCUACCGCUUUCCAUCAUCCCGCCCCAUUCUCCCUCCUUCCAUCACCCCGCCCCAUUCUCCCGCUUUCCAUCACUCCGCCCCAAUCUCCCUCCUUCCAUCACCCCGCCCCAUUCUCCCUCCUUCCAUCACCCCGCCCCAUUCUCCCGCUUUCCAUCGCCCCGCCCCAUUCUCCCGCUUCCCAUAACCCCACCCUAUUCUCCCGCUUUCCAUCACCCCGCCACAUUCUCCCACUUUCCAUCACCCCGCCCCAUUCUCCCGCUUUCCAUCACCCCGCCCUAUUCUCCCUCCUUCCAUCACCCCGCCCCAUUCUCCUUCAUUCCAUCACCCCGCCCCAUUCUCCCGCUUUCCAUCACCCCGCCCCAUUCUCCCUCCUUCCAUCACCCCGCCCCAUUCUCCCUCAUUCCAUCACCCCGCCCCAUUCUCCCGCUUUCCAUCAUCCCGCCCCAUUCUCCCUCCUUCCAUCAUCCCGCCCCAUUCUCCCGCUUUCCAUCACUCCGCCCCAUUCUCCCUCCUUCUAUCACCCCACCCUAUUCUCCCUCCUUCCAUCACCCCGCCCCAGUCUCCCGCUUUCCAUCACCCCGCCCCAUUCUCCUGCUUUCCAUCACCCCGUCCCAUUCUCCCUCCUUCCAUCACCCCGCCCCAUUCUCCCGCUUUUCCUCACCCCGCCCCUUUCUCCCGCUUUCCAUCACCCCGCCCCAUUCUUCCGCUUUCCAUCACCCCACCCCUUUCUCCCGCUUUCCAUCACCCCGCCUCAUUCCCCCGCUUUCCAUCACCCCGCCACACUUUCCCACUUUCCAUCACCCCGCCCCAUUCUCCCUCCUUCCAUCAACCCGCCCCAUUCUCCCGCUUUCCAUCACCCCGCCCCAUUCUCCCGCUUUCCAUCACCCCACCCCUUUCUCCCGCUUUCCAUCACCCCGCCCCAUUCUCCCUCCUUCCAUCACCCCGCCCCAUUCUCCCUCAUUCCAUCACCCUGCCCCAUUCUCCCGCUUUCCAUCACCCCGCCCCAUUCUCCCGCUUCCCAUAACCCCACCCCAUUCCCCCGCUUUCCAUCACCCCGCCACACUUUCCCACUUUCCAUCACCCCGCCCCAUUCUCCCUCCUUCCAUCAACCCGCCCCAUUCUCCCGCUUUCCAUCACCCCGCCCCAUUCUCCCGCUUUCCAUCACCCCACCCCUUUCUCCCGCUUUCCAUCUCCCUGCCCCAUUCUCCCGCUUUCCAUCACCCCCGCCCCAUUCUCCCGCUUUCCAUCACCCUGCCCCAAUCUCCCGCUUUCCAUCACCCCACCCCAGUCUCCCUCCUUCCAUCACCCGGCCCCAAUCUCCCGCUUUCCAUCACCCAGCCUCAUUCUCCCGCUUUCCAUCACCCCGCCCCAUUCUCCCGCUUUCCAUCACCCCGCCCCAUUCUCCCGCUUUCCAUCACCCCGCCCCAUUCUCCCCCGCCCCAUUCUCCCGCUUCCCAUAACCCCACCCCCUUCUCCCGCUUUCGAUCACCCCGCCACAUUCUCCCGCUUUCUAUCACCCCGCCCCAUUCUCCCUCCUUCCAUCACCCCGCCCCAUUCUCCUGCUUUCCAUCAUCCCGCCCCGUUCUACCGCUUUCCAUCAUCCCGCCCCAUUCUCCCUCCUUCCAUCACCCCGCCCCAUUCUCCCGCUUUCCAUCACUCCGCCCCAUUCUCCCUCCUUCCAUCACCCCGCCCCAUUCUCCCUCCUUCCAUCACCCCGCCCCAUUCUCCCGCUUUCCAUCGCCCCGCCCCAUUCUCCCGCUUCCCAUAACCCCACCCUAUUCUCCCGCUUUCCAUCACCCCGCCACAUUCUCCCACUUUCCAUCACCCCGCCCCAUUCUCCCGCUUUCCAUCACCCCGCCCUAUUCUCCCUCCUUCCAUCACCCCGCCCCAUUCUCCUUCAUUCCAUCACCCCGCCCCAUUCUCCCGCUUUCCAUCACCCCGCCCCAUUCUCCCUCCUUCCAUCACCCCGCCCCAUUCUCCCUCAUUCCAUCACCCCGCCCCAUUCUCCCGCUUUCCAUCAUCCCGCCCCAUUCUCCCUCCUUCCAUCAUCCCGCCCCAUUCUCCCGCUUUCCAUCACUCCGCCCCAUUCUCCCUCCUUCUAUCACCCCACCCUAUUCUCCCUCCUUCCAUCAUCCCGCCCCACCCCCCCCCCAUUCUCCAGCUUUCCAUCACCCCGCCCCCUUCUCCCGCUUUCCAUCACCCCUCCCCAUUCUUCGUCCUUCCAUCACCCCACCCCAUUCUCCCUCCUUCCAUAACCCCGCCCAUUCUCCUGCUUGCCAUCACCCCGCCCCAUUCUCCCGCUUUCCCUCACCCUGCCCCAGUCUCCUUCUUUCCGUCACCCCGCCCCACUCUCCCGCUUUCCAUCACCCCGCCCUAUUCUCCCUCCUUCCAUCACCCCGCCCCAUUCUCACUCCUUCCAUCACCCCGCCCCAUUCUCCCGCUUUCAAUCACCCCGCCCCAUUCUCCCUCCUUCCGUCACCCCCCCCCCCCUUCUCCUCCUUCCAUAACCCCGCCCGAUUCUCCCGCUUUCCAUCACCCCGCCCCAUUCUCCCGCUUUCCAUCACCCCGCCCCAUUCUCCCGCUUUCCAUCACCUCUCCCCAUUCUCCCGCUUUCCAUCACUCCACCCCAUUCUCCCGCUUUCCAUCAGCCCGCCCCAUUCUCACUCUUUCCAUCACCCCACCCCAUUCUCCCUCCGUCCAUCACCCCGCCCCAUUUGCCUGAUUUCCAUCGCCCCGCCCAAUUCUCCCGUUUUCCAUCACCCCGCCCCAUUCUCCCACUAUCCAUCACCCCGCCUCAUUAUCCCGCUUUCCAUCACCCCGCCCCAUUCUCUCGCUUUCCAUCACCCCGCCCCAUUCUCUCGCUUUGCAUCAACCCGCCCCAUUCUCCCGCUUUCCAUCACCCCGCCCCAUUCUCCCGCUUUCCAUCAUCCCACGCCAUUCUCCCUCCUUCCAUCGCCCCGCCCCUUUCUCCCGCUUUCCAUCGCCCUGCCCCAUUCUCCCGCUUUCCAUCACCCGGCCCCAUUCUCCCGCUUUCCAUCACCCCGCCCCAUUCUCCCGCUUUCCAUCACCCCGCCCCAUUCUCCCAAUCUCCAUCACCCCGCCCCAUUCUCCCUCCUUCCAUCACCCCGCCCCAUUCUCCCGCUUUCCAUCACCCCGCCCCAUUGGAAUAUGGGAGAAGGGGAUGGAAUAUGGGAGAAGGGGAUGGAAUCUGGGAGAAGGGGAUGGAAUCUAGGAGAAGGGGAUGGAAUCAAAGAGAAGGGGAUGGAGUCCGGGAGAAGGGGAUGGAAUCUGGGAGAAGGGGGUGGAAUCAGGGAGAAGGGGAUGGAAUCCGGGAGAAGGGGAUGGAAUCUGGGAGAAGGGGAUGGAAUCCGGGAGAAGGGGAUGGAAUCUGGGAGAAGGGGAUGGAAUCUGGGAGAAGGGGAUGGAAUCUGGGAGAAGGGGAUGGAUCUGGGAGAAGGGGAUGGAAUCUGGGAGAAGGGGAUGGAAUCAGGGGGAAGGGGAUGGAAUCUGGGAGAAGGGGAUGGAAUCUGGGAGAAGGGGAUGGAAUCUGGGAGAAGGGGAUAG
Molecule: messenger RNA, 3903 nt
Organism: Closterium sp. NIES-65
Lineage: Eukaryota; Viridiplantae; Streptophyta; Zygnematophyceae; Desmidiales; Closteriaceae
Source: the annotation of a GenBank genome assembly